UCACAUCAUCCUACGUCGGUGGAUGGCUUGGCCUCUUGAAUAGUUCAAGACUCUUGGAUGACCACACUUUAUGCAAAAUCUGGAAUCUUCCUGCCUGGACUCCUUUCUGUUUUCUGAGGCGAUCUUCUGGUUAUUCCCAACUCCCGUAAAGAAGUUGUUACAUAGGAGUUUAGUUUUUGCUAACAGCCGAGAUGUGAUGUUAAUGGAGUCUCCAACACUUGCUGAGGACACCAGAUCAGAGACACUGUUCUGUGUAGUCUGACAGCUUACUGUGUUACACUCCGGUACGGUGUAGGAUUACAGUGCAUGGAUGCUUCUUCCCAUCUUAGAAGGGAGGAGUUUCUAUGAAAUGUCCUCCAUGGAACUGGAAGGAACUGAGGAACAUGCUGUCGGCGCCAGAAUUUCUACGUACAGACUCCUUUGUAGUUCAGUGCCGUGGAUGAAGAGUUUGGCACUCCUAAACAUUGAGUUCGCUUUGUUUCCUUUUCUCUAUAUCUGCAAAAUAGUUUUAAUUAAAAAAGCAUUCUGCCAUAAAUGGCCUGUGUCUCAGUUUGCAUUACUAUAAUGAGAGAAGAUGAGAAAAUGCCAGAAAAAAAUUAUUGAGUUCUGGUGUUCCUUAUUGUUCUUGUUUGUUUGGUGACAAAAGAUUCUAAAAUAGAGCAUCUGAACUCAAAAAAAGUUGGUUGUUGAACUUUUUCGUAAAGUUCAAGAGAAGGAUGACUUGCAGCUUGCCUCUUUUAUUAUUGAACAGCUAUGCAUAGGCCUCGCAUUUGAAGUUGGCAUAAACUUUAAUUUUUGUUCAGUUUAUUUACUUACAAAUUGCAGAGUUAUCAGAUUGGCAUGUUCCAAAAUCCUGUUACUUGGUCCAAUUUUUUGAGAACUGAGUAGAUUCCUGGAAUUAGGCUGGAGUAGGGAAAGUGCUGUUUCUUGACGUUCUUUGUGUUAGUACGCCUGACCUGUGCUUCUUUGAACUGACAACUGUGCAGCAGUCACUCAGUAACACAGGAUUGUCUGGGCACGGUAGCGUGGAUUUUUUGUAGACUUCUGUUUGUUUUCCGUAGUACCGAAAACUUAAGCGUGGGGAGCACUGCAUGAUUAAACAAUGUGAUCAACAUCUUACAUUGCAAAGAAAUGUUAUCAAAAGAGAGUGUUUGACUGGUUUCUGAAUUUUGGGUUUGGGAUGUAUGUGUUAAUACGCCAUGCUACAAAAGGACAAAUUACUUAAGAAGUAGUUUGUGAGAGAUACGACCCUGUCAGAAAUUCUUAUGCUAGAAAGUAAAGCAAAAGGCCUGAUAAAAUGUAGAUUAGCUGUAACAAAGGGGCUUUGUAUCUUUUGUAGGUCAGCAGCUGAGUGUGUUUGACAAGAACUGAAAUUUAAUGUCUCCUGUAGCAACCAUGACACUAGUCAUUUUUAAAUCCACUGUACCAAUGGUACUUGGGUUUUCAUUAGCCUUUUCCAAAUUUUUUGUGUAACCUCUGAAGUCUUACGGAUCCUUGCAAUUAAGCAAAAAACAUACUAAACAGGCAGAACUUCUAAAACCUAAGAUAGGAGUGUGUUUGUAUACUUCAAAAAAAAUAUCUUUGACAUCUAGAAAACGGGGAGUCUGUUAAGUGGAAACAUUUGAAGUUGGAGCAAAUAAUCUUUCUUGCUCUUCAUUUUUAUAGUUCAGAGUGCUGUCAUGCCCAAGCUUUGUUACAUAUUUCUAGAAUGCUCUGGGACAAAUUUUAUGAAGGAAAUUGGAGGAAUCAAAAGGAGAGUGUGUGCAUAUACAAACAUGAAAUAUUUAGUCUAGUCAGACUACUGUGUGAAUUUAAAAGUUAAAUAUUUCAUUUUAGGCUGUUCCUGUGGUAGUACCUAUAUCCUUACAUAUGAUAGUUUGGUUUCUCUUUAAGCUUGCUUAAAGAAUUUAAAUACUGCCCCAUUUUUGAUAUGCUAGAAAUUCAUAUUAUUUAUAUAAUACAAAUAGAUAAGUCUAAUAUUUCCUGUGUGUCUAACAAAUGUAAAUAUAUAUUUUAAAAGCAUUAAAUGUCAAAACUAAGCAUUCUGAAUGUAUAAAGUAUGAGAAUUACUGUUCCCUGUAUGGUCUUAAUUUUCUUCCCUUGUGAGUGUGAAUUUUGGUCCGCUUUAAUUAGUUAGCAGAGGGAAAGAAAAACAAACUGGUGUGCAGUGUAUGGGAGGGAUGGUGCUUAGCAGACAAAUAGCCAUUUUGAUGUAUGCUUUUAUUCUUUAUAGUAAUAGUAUGGGGUAAUGCCUUAAGCAGUACACAACAUUUAAACCCUACUUAAAAUGGACAGUUAAUUUGAUUGUGAGUUUUCUGAUUUGCAGACACUAAUUGUCUUCAUGAUCUGUUAGGAGAUGGUAUAUUUAUACUUAUGCCUGACAUACACACACUCACUGCCCUCAAAAAUACGUAUUAUAUUCGAUACCUGAACUUUGUAUCCAGACUUCUGCUGAUUUUGUUUGCAGUGGAGUGCUCAGUACUGUCUGGUUCUGUUUGCUCUAAAUGGGGUGCUGGAAUGGGGGAGUGAUACGUGCUAAGUGUGGGAAGAUCAACUAGGUAAACAGGCACACAACAUCCAGCCACCUUAUGUUUUUUAGAGAUUCGCUGGUGCUGUGGCAGUUUAGGAGAAAACUUUGGAGUAAAACAGACUUCCAAAGUUUAAAAAUUGCAAUUGCAGCACUGGUAAAAUUACAAGUAAUUAAAGGGGUUUUUUAUUGUGUUUUUUUUUUAAUAGUGAACACGUUAGUAAACUGAGCUAUAGGCCAAACUGCUACCUGUUAUGUAAAAAUGCAUUCUUAUGACAAAUUUUAUUUCAUCCAGGUAUAUCCCUAAAAGAAAAAGUGGGUAUGAUCGUAAACUUAAACUCCUUUACCGACUGUCUGUGUUUUCCUGUGUGUCUUGCUGAGAAGUAUGCACUGCUGACUUACUUUCUGUUCCUCCAGAGGAGCUGAGUUCUCCAACAGCCUUGUCUAGGCAGAUGGAUGUAGCCAUGGAGCCCUGCAGUGCUUCCUGCAAAUCUGGAGAAAUCCCAAAAGUUCAUGUUGGGGAGAGGUCUAAAACGCAAGCUGAGUGACUAUGAGGAGAACAUGGCUGGUCUCUCGAGUGCCUUUGAUUCCAGUCGAAGUCUGCCGUAUCCGCUUAAGAGGCAGUUAGUGCUUAAUAUGUGCCUCACCAAGUUACAGACGUACAAAAUGCUGGUGGAACCGAACUUGCACCGCUCUGUCCUCAUAGCCAACACAGUACGGCAAAUUCAAGAGGAAAUGAGACAAGAGAGUAAUCAGCAGCCAAUUAAUGUCUGCCCUGGCAUUACUCCUAGUUCUCACAGCUACACAGGGAUGGAGUCAUCUGGGAUUUCUCUUCAGUUGCCUUCAGGUAUUAGUCAGCAAGAGUCUAACUGUUGCGACUUGCGGUCUGUAGAAGACCCAAUUGAAAAUAGCCUGCUGAUAGUUUCAGAUGAUGAUAUGUCAUCUGCCAUUUCAUCUAUUCUGAAGGAUUUAGACUUUGUAGAAGAUAUAAGCCCGCCUGCUUGUCUGGUUCCUACUGGAGAUGACCAGCCAAAGUUUCCAGAAAAUACUGGUCUAAAACUAGAAGAUGAUAGACAGGAUUUGAAGGGAGCUGAAUGUGUGUUUGGUUCCUUUGAGAUUUCAAAUUCAACUAGUUACUUGAAGGAUUUGGCAAUAGAUGACAUUUUUGAAGAUAUUGACACUUCAAUGUAUGAUUCAGACUUUUGCUGCCCUCCACUAAUGCCGCCUAGAUCACCAUCUCUUGUUAACGAAGAACCAUUGAAAACCUUUCCAUCUUGUAAUUCUUCUUCAGCAAGCAACAUUCAGAUAUGUAGAACAGAUCUGAGUGAGUUGGACCACAUCAUGGAAAUUCUCGUUGGAUCCUGAUACUCGUUUUACCCAAAGAUACUUUUUACUGCCACUUUCAUUUGGUUUCAGGAUAAAAGCCACUGGAAAAGUUGUAAAGAAUUCUUCAAAACACAAACUAAAAAUAAUCUGUCCAUAGUGGGAUUUUCUAAAUAAUUCCAAAACUUAUAAACCAAAAAAGUGGCAGAUUUUUUUUUAAAAAAAGAAAUAUUUAUUUAUCAGAACUGUGCAAUCAUCUUUUUCCUUCCAGGGUGUAUGUGGAACAAUAGGCACAUACCCUUAUCUCACCCCUCAUGCCUCUUUCAAUAAACUUUUUUAUGUGCAAUUUUUAAUUUGUCAGAAAAAUUUACAUGCAAAACAAAUUUCAUAUGAGAUGAUCUUUUACAAAGCCUCCACUUUAUUUUUAAUAUCAAGAGUCUAUGCCAAGUUGGCAUACGUCAAGUUGCGUAGUUGGAUUGCAUGGAUUGCAGACGCGUUACUAGAGAUGGGUAUAUUUUAAAAAUGAGACACGCUUUGCUUGCUUUUGGUCAGAAGAGCAGAUCAAGACGCUUGUCAACAAAGUCUCUUGCAUUUUCUAAAGCAUUCAGAACUAUUUAUUUUUGUAAAUUUUAUAGUCUUUCUACAUUUUACUACGUUAUUUCAUCAUAGUUCAAAUAUAAUGGACUUCUAGUUGGAUGUGUUUAGCACUACCUCUGAGCUGAAAUGCUUUAACUCUUUCCAGUGCUUCGUCUAAGACUGCAGAUCUUUUUGUUUCUAUUUUUUUCUGGGGGAAAGUAACGUCUAACUCAUUAAGCUGAUCCUUUGACAGUGACCUAGCUGAUUUGUGAGAUCAAGGGUAUUCAAUGUUUAAAAACUUUUAAGUAUUUACAAAUGUAAUUUAUAUGUAGAUUGUGCAAUUUAACAUUUUUCUGUCAGUAUUACGUGCUUAGAUUUUGAAUAAUCUUGGCGUUCUUUAAAUUAAAACUUACUAUGUACAGGUAGCUUUUUAAUCUGUUUUGGAAAACACUGUCCUUCAACCCUGCUUUCACUACAAAGUUUAAGAUGAUUUUUAUGUGCAAUAUUAUUUAAAAAGAUACACAUUUGUAUACCUGGCAUUGUGGAAAGAAACGCUUCAAACUUAAAAAACUUUUAGCACCUUUGGAGGAUACUCAAGAGCAUCAACAUUUCUGUAUCCUUUAAGAGACAAAGUUGAGAACACUUCUUACUACACCAGUGCUUACUGCUUUGAAUACUCCUGGAACACUCACUGGUGUGCGGCGAGUCAGUGCUGAUGAUCAAGUACCAUCCUGCAGCUGGGUGGGAGCUCAGGGGUCUGAGGGCUCCGGGGCUGGAUCUGCGUGGGCUUUGGAAGCAUCGUGAUGGUGGCGGUGGCUGCUGCUGCAGGUUGUACUGGGGAAGGAGGAGUGCGUGUGUAUGGCGGGGGUGUAUAUAAGUAUAUAUAAGUGCACUCAUUAACGGAAGAUGAGAUUUGCCGUGAGAAUUAUUUUUCCGUAAGACAGUUGGGAUACGGUGUUUCAGCUUGAACUGAGGUCUGUAUUGAUGCUUGCUGUCGUCUUCUGAACUACACACUUGCACAUUAGUUUUUGGUUGGUGGCUUUUUUUUUUUUUUAAUUUUUUAAUUAUAAAACUUUUACUUUGUUCUUGAAAGCUGCAGCACCUGUCUUGUAAGAAAAUUUGCAGUUGUAAAAGCUUUGCUUUGGUUUGUUGUUUUCUGGGAGGUUUAUUUUUUGUUGUUGUUGUUCUGCUGAGACUUUUCGUGAAUGGGACAUCGGCAGAGGAAAAAAAACAUUGCCUGUGCAUCGCAUCUCACAGAAAUUGAAAUUCUGGCCCUAUUGAAGGGGCCAGGGUGUCAUCUACUAUUUCUAGUCUUAAGCGAUGCCAUGGCACACCUACCUUGUGCAAAGAUCUCCAGUUUUUACUGUGACUGUUGUGGUUAACAGUUAGCUGCCGAUACAAUUUGGUAUCCCAAACCCAUGGAGAACCCGUUCAGGUCACAUCCUCACAGCCAUCUGGGUUGUUUAGCAACCGAAGGGUAUAAAUGUAUUUAUAUGCAUAUAAUGUAUUUGAUUCUAAUAUAAAACUUCUGAUCUAAAGUAUUUUGAAUUGCUGGAUAAAGGGAUUUGUUUGAAGAGUGUAUAAAUAGUUCUUGAAGAGGUACAGCUUCAGAAUGUACACAGAUUGUGCAUUGUGUAUAGACUACUCUGGCUUUUCCUCAGCCUCUACUUUUGUAUUAGAGAUAUGACUGAAUAAAUCCUUCAACUGUUAAGGGCCUUCUGCACUGUGAUGAAGCAGAGUUGUGGUUAAAAACGUCUUGAAAUUCAGUGAUGAGGAAUAAAAUAAAAAGACUGCAUCUAAUUUCUUUUUGCAUUUGAUAAUAUGGAAUGUUACUAUGCAGUAAAGAUAUUUUGGUAUGAAAAUUGUAUCAUGUAGCAAAUAGUGAACACUUAAUAAAUCCACUUCCUUACCUUGCAGCCCCUACAGAAACAUAAGAGAAGACAACUUGCUUUUUGGCAUUUACAUGCUAAAGCUUUUUGUAUACGUCAGAAAUAGAUCAAAUUGUUGGUAGAUGUUUUAUCAACAGUUCAAAAUGCAAUUUUCGUUCAGGUGCUUGCUACAAAGCUCUGUUUCUAGUUGGUUGCUUGCAUCACAGUGCCAAGACCAUAAGCUGGUAUGUAAUGCAGUUCAGUUAUGUAUGGAACUAUGUGCAAAGGGAAGUUUAAUUUUUAAAUAUGCACAAACUAAUUUUAAAAUCCUUCCAUGUAAAAUGAAGUUAGAGGCUAGUUGUGGUGGACCUAUUUAUUGUAUGUUUGGAAAUAAAAGCCACAGUUUUGCAGUUUAA
Molecule: messenger RNA, 6710 nt
Organism: Chroicocephalus ridibundus (black-headed gull)
Lineage: Eukaryota; Metazoa; Chordata; Aves; Charadriiformes; Laridae
Product: SERTA domain-containing protein 2-like
Exons: 5
Coding region: 3041-3892 (283 amino acids)
Cellular component (GO): nucleus
Molecular function (GO): transcription regulator activity
Source: RefSeq, a predicted model, not a curated record